UAUCCGAAUAUACCAUUUACAACUUCAAAAACUGACAAUGUUAUAAAUUACCAGCUAACAUUGUCCUCGAGAAUAUUUCAGGUUCACUACCAAAACAUCACUUUCGUGUCGUUGUAAAAAAAAAGAGAACUCAAAAGGAGAAAGGGCCUCGUUUCCUACUCGUACACAAGUACUCGUAUCCAAAUCAGACCACAUUCUCCAUAUCUCCAUCAAGAGACACAAAUAUUCUUGCACACACGAACUUCUUGACGACUCCGGUAGAGAUUGGAUAUUUUGUAAAGGAUUCACACCUUUAUGCUUCGAACUCUUCUUCUACCCGGAAGGACCAUCAAACCAAUUCUUACCGCGAGAAAGUUGUUUACCAAGAUGUCAUUAAAGGUGAGUUGAUGGUCUCUAAAUAUGCUCUCAAAGACAUUUUGAAGUUGUAUGGUGUAUCAUGGCACGACCAAAGUCUUGGGCACAUCAACCGUCACACACUCCUUUCUCUUGUGCAUGUGUGUUCAAAAGUACCAAGAACAAUUUUCACAAGAAAUACAACACGUACUACUAUGAUCUACCAUUGGUGACAAACAGGACUAACAUUCUCUCGACACGAUUUUACAGACGCUCGGACCGAAACCGGCCGCCGAGCUGGACAAAGAACUCAUGAGUGAAGAAGGAGGAUUCUCAAUCGAUCAAUUGAUGGAACUUGCUGGUCUCAGUGUAUCACAGGCAGUAUACAAGGUUCAUCCUCCAUCUCAAGGCAAAAACAUCCUUGUAGCAUGUGGUCCUGGUAAUAAUGGCGGCGACGGCCUAGUCUGUGCCCGACACCUCUACCACUACGGUUACACCCCCAAGGUUUACUAUCCGAAACCGACCGACGCUCCCAUCUUUGUCGGUCUCCAGAGACAACUUGGUCACCUACACAUUCCAUUCCUCACCACGCCGGAAGAAUUUGCUUCGACUUUGGGAACCACGGACCUGAUCGUCGACGCACUUUUCGGGUUCAGUUUCCACCCUCCGGUCCGAGCUCCGUUCGACGCCGUCCUCACCUCCAUCAUCGACUCGUCUCGUCCGGUCUUGUCGGUCGACAUCCCUUCCAGUUGGGACGUCGCCGGAGGUCCACCGUCCGGCGGCGACCAAGUGGGUCACAACUUCAUGCCCGAGUACCUCGUCAGUUUGACGGCCGCCAAACCUUGCGUGAGACACUACAAGGGCCGGAGACACUUUGUCGGUGGACGUUUCCUGAGUCGGGACGUCGCGACCAAGUACGGCCUCGACGUGCCAGACUACAAAGGGGUGGAUCAGAUCGCGGAAGUCCCCGUCGACGUCAAGGUCGAGGAAAGAUUGUGAAACCAAAAAAAAAACAAAGAGGGUUUUACCAUGGAAACAGAGAAAAUGUCAAAGUCGUGACUAGUUCGUGCUUGUAUGGAGACCGGAUCGGAAAGGAAUUAAAUAGUCGGUGAAUCACACACAUAUACAUCGUGUCACUCGUGGUGGACGCCAGCGUCGACAACACACUCACCUCCUCGUUUCGAAUCUCGUCAUGGUUUUCUCAUGCAUACCGUACAAGUACUUAGUGAGGGAGUACACGCAAAUAUGUCAUGUCAAGAAUAGUAAAAAAUACUAACAACACACAAACAAGAUAAAUUACUACUAUCACAAUCUGUAUAACCU
This is a messenger RNA of Exophiala oligosperma, 1656 nucleotides long. RefSeq names its product YjeF family domain-containing protein, variant. The record is from RefSeq and is a predicted model, not a curated record. Gene Ontology annotation, molecular function: NAD(P)HX epimerase activity. The transcript is spliced from 3 exons. The coding region runs from base 646 to 1332 and encodes 228 amino acids. NCBI's taxonomy places the organism in Eukaryota, Fungi, Ascomycota, Eurotiomycetes, Chaetothyriales, Herpotrichiellaceae. Gene Ontology annotation, cellular component: mitochondrion.